CUCUGCUGUUUGCUGAUGGAACAGAAGGUCCUCAGUAAGUCCUCCAUGGUGUCCAGACUGCCAAAAUUUGGUGCCCGUCCAGUCAGUGGUACUCCCUCAUCCCUUCCCAAUGGUAUGACCCAGACUGCGCUCACGCAAGAGGGCAAGAAUCCCCUAGCUAGGCCAAAUGGAGUGGUCAGAGCCUCCUCCUUCUCCAUGAAAUGGAGAAAGGAUAGUGGUGGGCCGGUGGACCCUUCAAACCCAGUUGAGGGCACGAUACCAGAAGAGAAGAAAGAAGUUCGCUCCCAACAUUCUCCAGGAAGUAGGGAGUUAAAAAGCCCUUCUACUCCCGCAACCAAAGUGCGCAGAUCUGCCUCCUCAUUGUCCACUGGAAGCCCCAAACCUGCACCCAAAUCCCCUAAAUCCAUCCCGAGUCCUAAACCAAAGCCCAAAAACUCUCAAAUCACCUCAGCAUCCAAAAGUCAGGAUGUAUCCCAAAAAAGCUCAGGCUCCAAGCCAACUCAAAAUGGGACUUCAUCUCUGGGGUCUUCACCAAGCCAAGCAAGCUCUUCAGGGCUUCAGCGUCCAAGAGCGAACUCUAGCUCCACUCGAAGCACCUCCAGAGACAGUUUGUCCCAGUCCAAUGACAGCCUCUCACGGCAGUCGCUCGUGCCUGACUACAUGGUGCGUUCUCAGAGCUUCACUCACUUCAAGCAACUGCCGUCACCAACGUCUGUACCCAUGAUGCGCUCCUUCUCUUUCAACAAGGCAGUGGAGCUAGCCAAACCGCUUGCUAAUACACAGCUUCGUCCUCCGCGAACAGUUGGACUCAAAUCUCCUUUGAGCCUGAGCAAAGGCCGUCUAGUGCUCGGAUUGAGGGGCCUGGGAUUUGGAAAGGGGAUAACAGAUAGACUACCUGCUGGGGCUCCUUCUUCAGAGAGUUUAACACCUCCUAAUUCCAUAAAAAGGCCUCUUCUGCCUAACUUUGUGCUGACAAAACCCUCAUUACAAGCCUACAAGCUAAAUCGACCAAUUCCUGCCAAACCGCAGUGCCCUCUAGUGGUUGGGAGGAGCCCAGUGGAGAGUGACGUUAUAACUCCGCCUCUCACUCCCGAGUUGCUCCAUUGUACUACAAAGAAUGCAUCAGAUUCCCCAGAGGAGCCUGUGACAGAGCUAGGGCUGGAUGGGAACCUCCGCUACACUGGGGAGGGAAUGGAGGACAUGUCUCUCUCCUCUGCGUCUUCUCUGGAGAGGAAUGACACCAGUGAGGAGUUUCUAGAUGACUUUGCUAAUCUAGGGGAUCAGUUGCAGAAUGGCGUCCCUCAAAACAAAUAUCCUGUGGCCAUACCCACCCAAACACGCCUGCAGGGCCUCUUAAAAGAGACCAUGGACUGGACUGGGAUUGGUCUGGCGGGUGGCAAGGCAGAUUUAAUGGGUGGUCCGCUCCAUGGGCCGCCGCUCAUGUCCCCUGACGUGGAUCGUCAUGCAACCUCCUCUCUGGAGCUCUCCCCCUCUAACAGCUCUGGAGGAACAUACAUGUGGGAUGAGGAGGGCAUGGAGCCUCUGGGGCACCACACACACAUACACCGUUGCAGCAGUUAUGAGUCAGACCUCAACAGCAUUGACAUUCUGAACAACUUGGAUAACACUGGCUCAUGUGAUCUGGAAGAUGAUGACCUCAUGCUUGAUGUGGAUCUGCCAGAGGACGGCGCCUUACUCCAUGAUGGGAUGGCCCACUUUGAGCGCUCUGACAGGGGGGGCCGGCCGGCUCAGUGGAGGAGAAGACAGCAGAGAUGGAGUGGAACAGAUCAUGCUCAUAAUGACAACAGACUGGGCGGGUUUCAUUACGAUCCCUGUCGUACAGGCCAUCGGCCCCUCCAUCCCGCAAUUCAGCAUGAACUCGAUCUCAAGCACAUGGCGGAAGACUGCUCGUCUGUCAAAUCACAGCUGCUCAAACUCAAGAGUCUGCUGCAGAUGGAUGAUGGUGAGAUUACUCCAGAGAGUUUGGAUUCCAGCGAAGAUGACAGCAGAGACCAGCAGAUGGAGGAACUGAUGAAGGAGGUGGCACAUCUCAGGGAAGAGCUGAAAAAUAAAGAAAAAAUCAUCACACGGCUCACUCAUCAACAGCAUCAACAAUCUCCGGUGAGAUGUCAGUGUCAUCAGCAGAAGUCAGGGGUCAAAGGUGAGAGAAGAACUCAUCAUGAUAAAUCCACUCAGACGGUGUGGCGACCGCCCCAUCAUCACCCCGCUCCUCAAAUACUUCAGCCCAUCAGUCACAUCCCCAACAAGCCCCUCAUCCAGGGAAAACUAGCAAGAACAGUCCUCACCGGGGGCCACAAUGAUGCCUGCACCAAAGAGGAACGGCCUCCUACGUCCUGUUCUUCAGCCCCCUGCACCGAUCCAAUUCUUCCUCCUGCUAAAGACCCUCAUGUGGAGUUGAAAUCUUUGCCUGACCCAGAAGAGCUGAGCCGGUUGCUUAGCACCCACCUUCGCAUACAAGACAACAAUGAGAAUGACUCACCAGGGGCUGGAGAACAGAUUGUGAGACCGACCCCUGAAAGCCAUCAAAGCAAACUCCUGCAAACCCCUCACCCCUCGUCCUUCUUCAGCCCGCGCGUCCUGCAGCCUCCACGUCUACACAAACGGGUAACUCUCCCUGCUCUGUCUAUAGGGGGCGGUAGUGGGUCAAACCCAAAUCCAGGACCCUCAAUGAACCACAAGGCCCAGCCGCUUCUUCCUCCACCUCCGUCCAGAGGUUUGCCAUGCUUCAGUGCAGGGAACCACGUCGUUACUCGCGGCUGGCUAUCUCAGCCUUGGCCAGCAGUAGUCCGGAGUGUGACUGACCCACAACGCAAUGCUUCCGUACCGCUCGGUGUCUCCACACGACUUGCAAAGCCAAAGAUCCACUGAGCGUCAGCUGCAGCCAUAGACACUGAUAAGGCUACCUCCCUGAACGCGUGAUCACACAUGCGGCUUGCACUAGAUGGUGGUGUUAGUGGACAGACAACGUUUUAAGCUAAACAAAGCAGCUAAGCUAUCACAUCAACCUAUGCAACAAAAAGUAGUCACAAUCAGCGCAUCUGUCGCACAAAACCACUCUAUCACUUCGAACUAAAAGUCAUUUUAACCACUAAGAAACCUUUACCAUUCACAAUUACAUCAUCCAGACAAGUUGAGCUCCUAAUGGAUUGACAAACUGAAGGAAAGAUUGAAAUUCAAUCUGAAAGAGAAGGCAAAAGCAGAGAAAACAAGCAAUGGAAAGCACUGAAGAAGUCUUUUUACUUAUACUCAACAAACGUCAAAGACGUGAGUGCUGUGCCGUAGACUGCCUGUGGAGAUUAUUCAAGACCCUCAGUGUGUGGCCAUUUCCCCAAGCGAUGUGCCCUCAGGACGCCAACUCAUUUAGUGGGUGAAUCUGACAUUUACAUCACCAACCUCCUGAGGUUUAACUGCAUAUUAUUGUCUACGCAGCCUCACGGAUCUUGUCUUAAAGAGAGAGAGAAUCAUGUGAUCCAAGUCUCCUCUCCAGUUUCCACAGGAAAACUUCUCAGUCUUCUGUGAUUUGAUCUGUUUAUGUAUUACUUUAUGCCUCAUUUCACAUCCUUGUCUGAAUUCACCACAUAAACACGAAGAAAACAGUGCAAGCUUACAAAAUCUCUUUGUUUCAGCAUUCUCAUUCCUAUGUCUUGUUUUUCAGUGCAACAAAGUCUCUUUGACCUGUAGACACAGUGUUUUGGCAGGAGGGUGCACACGCCGCUGUCAGUGCUUCCUUUAUUUUCACCUUGGCUUCAGUCAUGAUCGGCAGAUUUUCAUUUGAAUUAGGCUUAUGCCUCAUGUAUUUACAAGGUUCUUUUUCUUGAUUAUGGAUUAUGGCAUGCUCAAACCAUAAACUUGCUUUUUCACCCCCCAUUAGUUCCAUACAAAAUUGUUAUAAUGCUUUUUAAUUAUUUAUACGUUAUAAAGAUGUUUACAGUUAAAAUGCCUUUAUUAAGCUGUUCAGUCUGUUCCAGUGCUGCAGGAAGAAAAAUGUUUUGCCUCGUCUUUGGAGCAGAAAUACUCUUGCAGUGAAACUUUAAAUAUACACUUGAGCAAGUUCUUAAUUUUUGAAAAAGCUUUUUGUCUUGGAAAAACUUAUUUUUGGCUUUACUUUAAAAAAAAAAAAAGCACCAUUUAUGGAAAAAUUGGACCAUUUGUCCUUUGUCGUAAAGUUAGAUUGAUUUGAUGAGGUUGCUUUUGGGUGUUUUCUAAGGAAGAUGGUUUCCGGUUUGGUUUCCUUAGGGAAGGUCAGAUUACAUAAAUGUGUCUCAAGGUUGAUAAGAUUGUCAAUGAUUUGAGUUUUUGUGCUUUUGGCAUGCCUUGAUGCAUAAUGCACACAGUAGUAAUACACAAAUAUACAACAAGAUCUAAUGCAUGGAAGCACAUGGACUUAUCCGUACUAUGAUUUUCAACUAUGCAAGAACCCACCUUUGUGUGUUUAUGUGCAAUAUAUGUAUCAGAGUGUAUAUAUACGUAUCAGUAUAUAUACCCUUAACCUUCAAUGUUGAUGUUUAUUCUAAAGCAAAAGCGAUUUACUUCCAUUUCCCCACCAUACGAGGGGCAUUGGGUAUUAAAACAUGCUCUCACGUGGGGCACAUACAUCUAGACACACCCUAAGCAGAGAUAAGCAGCCAUGUCUAAAACCAACUAAAGUAAAUCAAUAGAAGGAUAUUUGUGUGUGUGUGUGUUUCUCUCUCACCCAAUUCUGUGGUUACACUAAGCAGAAAAUCAAUGGAGGGCUUGUUUUGUAAUGCUCUGGAGGCACAUUGUUUGUAUUUCUUUCUCUCUUUCUGUCUAUUUUUUUGUCAUUGUAUGUGUGCAGGAGGAGAGGUCCCACGUAAUACGUUGUCGUCUUGAUAAUGCAAAGUCGUAGAAGUACAUUGAUUCCGUCUGCUGUGGUCAGAGGUGAAUUGCUCGUGUCAAUGAGGUGUCUGUUUACAGAUAGGAGCAUCUUCUCUUUCGUUUGCCUGCUAACAAAUGAGGCGAGACAGAAAAAUCAAAAAUCCCUUAUGUCGUUCCUAAGUAUAACUACUUUCUUCUGUGGAACACAAAAGAAGGAAGCGAAAUGCCUGUAUAAUGAAAGUCAAUGGACAAAGUUGAAAUGACACAAAAAUGAUCCCUGCUCACGUUUUUGACCACAUAGACAAUAACAGUUAACAAUUUCUUUAAAAUAUAUCUUUGUGUUCUACUGAAAAAAAAGUAAUAACAUUUUGUAAUAACAUUUUCAUUUUUGGAUAAACGGAGAUGCAAAAACUGCAUCGUUUCAGGAAUAUCUGCAAACUCAAGAUUUCCUUAAACAAAUCACCACUGAGGAGCUGCAGUGUGAAAAAAAACAUGAUCAAAAACAGUUACCUGCACCAUAAUAACACUAGGUAGUAGAUUUCCAAAUUGCUAAAAUAAAUGCGCUCAUACAAAGACCUUGUGCUGUUGUGUAAAAUACAUUUAUGACUUGCUGCCCAUGUGUGUAUGCCUUUCUCUGGGUUAUUUUCACCUGGUCGAUUCUUUGAUAGCAUGAAUAUGUCUGUAAUAAUAAACAUUUGCCAUGAACUCCUUUUUUAAAAAAUCUCCCAUUUUUCCUUCCAUAUAGUUCAUGUCUUGACGUGUUUUUCACCUGUUGUGACCCAAGAGUAUGCGGCAUUGUCAGAAUGCUACCAUUGCUCCAUUAUAGCUUCAUGAAAACAUGUUUGUAUGUACAGAAGAGAUGUUUACUAACAGGAAUGAAUUCAAGCACUUUAAAUGACCCGUUUCAACCUCCACGCUGGAGAGACUGGUCUUUUUGACCUGAUCUGUUUGAUUUGCUGUCAUUUUAUUGUGUGCAACUACUUUUAUUUGGCUGUUUGUCUUGAUGUUUUGUCCCUGUGUGCCCUGGUCCAGUGGAAGGUGUGAGACUUUAAUAAAGUGAAGGAAUAAGA
Molecule: messenger RNA, 5927 nt
Organism: Sinocyclocheilus anshuiensis
Lineage: Eukaryota; Metazoa; Chordata; Actinopteri; Cypriniformes; Cyprinidae
Product: serine-rich coiled-coil domain-containing protein 2-like
Exons: 10
Biological process (GO): microtubule bundle formation
Cellular component (GO): microtubule cytoskeleton
Molecular function (GO): microtubule binding
Source: RefSeq, a predicted model, not a curated record